AUGGAAUUAGAAAAACAGUUAUCAGCAACUUCGUUAUUAUCAACAAUGGAUUCACAAACUGAUAUACAAACUGAUAUACAAACUGAUAUACAAACUGAUAUCAAAAUGGAAACUCAUAUAGCAUUUGAAUGCACUGAAGAUAUUCAAUCUAUUCUAGCUGAAAUUAAACAAGAAAGGAUAUGA
Molecule: messenger RNA, 183 nt
Organism: Racocetra persica
Lineage: Eukaryota; Fungi; Glomeromycota; Glomeromycetes; Diversisporales; Gigasporaceae
Source: the annotation of a GenBank genome assembly